AUGAAGGGUGGAGUUAUCGCAGUUAUCGCAAUUCUUGCCGUUUUCCAAUUGGCCGUUCAACACGGGCAUGCAGUUACAUGCGGUGAGGUGGACGUAUCUCUCAUGCCGUGCAUUAAUUACCUAAUCGGGCACGACAGCAGCCCAUCACCGGCUUGCUGUGCAGGGGUAAAAGCGGUAAAAGGGAUGGCUUCGACCACAGCCGACAAAAGGACUUGCUGUGGCUGUGUCAAAGCUGCCGCUAACCGCUACACCGACUUGAAAGACGAGGCGGCUCAGAGUCUGCCCGCCAAGUGUGCCGUUCAGCUCGACAUUCCUAUCUCUCGUACUGUCGAUUGUACCAAGAUAAACUAA
This is a messenger RNA of Erythranthe guttata (spotted monkey flower), 351 nucleotides long. RefSeq names its product non-specific lipid-transfer protein 1. Gene Ontology annotation, biological process: lipid transport. The record is from RefSeq and is a predicted model, not a curated record. NCBI's taxonomy places the organism in Eukaryota, Viridiplantae, Streptophyta, Magnoliopsida, Lamiales, Phrymaceae. Gene Ontology annotation, molecular function: lipid binding.